Molecule: messenger RNA, 871 nt
Organism: Mytilinidion resinicola
Lineage: Eukaryota; Fungi; Ascomycota; Dothideomycetes; Mytilinidiales; Mytilinidiaceae
Exons: 1
Coding region: 151-384 (77 amino acids)
Source: RefSeq, a predicted model, not a curated record
UGAUAUCUACCUUUAUUAACCUCUACCUUCAUCAACCUCUACCUUUGUCGACCUCUACUAUUGUCGACCUUCGUCGACCUUUAUCAACCUCUACCUCCGUCAACCUCUGCCUCCGUUAACCUCUACCUUCGUCGACCUCUACGCACUAACAUGCGCCAUCGUCUAUUGGUUGAUGAUUCGUCCGAGGCGAGCGAGUAUGCGGAGUCUAACGUAGACGACGGUGUGGUGUCGGAUACUAAUCUAACCGACGUUGACACUUGUACCGACGAGGACGACGAGGAUAACAAGCAAUGCGAAGGUAUAGAGGAUGGAGUAUGGCUAUCUUCUGACGAGGACCAUCCGCCUGAGUACUACCUCCAACAGCUGGAUAUAUUCGAUAAUUAAGAGUAUACAAAAGAGGAUUACAAGGACGGCACUACUCGCCUGCUAGAUUGCAUGGAAGAUUAGUGGAAUUAGUAGGUUACUAGUCUCUAUACUCCAGUGUUAACCUGCGUUGGACUUAAGAAUGCAACGCUGAUAUAGCAUAGAUACUGGAUAUACCUUAGAAAAGACAACCUCUGUUCCUAUACAACUGUGUCCGUCCGCAUACUAUACACUUUCUUUAACUGGCUACUUAGUUAGCGCUAAGGGAAGAGAGGGAGGAAACGUUAGGGUACUAAGUAUACCAGCUCCCUUAGGAUAUACUAGAAGGUAUAUCGCCUGGUAUAUAAAAGAGUAACUAGUGGUAAAAUAGAUAGCAAAAUAAACCGGAGCAUGCAUAAGGUGCUAAGAAAACUGGCUAAGAAGUAUAACGUAAAGAAGGUAGGGCGAGAUAAGGCCUGUAUAUAUAUAGAGGAUUAGACUAAAAUACUAUAAAUAAACCUUAUAAUAA